AUGCCCGCAGCGGGAAUGAAAUCACCGCACGACCCCAGGAGCGACGGCCACGAGCCCGUCGAGAUAUCCGAACAACCCUCCAGUCCCAAGACGCCAGACAUCGAUCAUGACAGGCGUAGUCCGAGCCCAGAGGGGCAACGACCGCCUCUACCCCCACGGCCCAAUACACUGAGUCUGCUGAACGAUGAAUCGGCCUCUAGGGCAACUCUACAAGCGGAGGCAACAACUGCCGUCUCACGAAUGGACAUCGCGACACAAUCAUUAGAUGCUGGAAGUGCUCAGUCUACAUUGGCUCUGCGUGGCUUGCCCCGAAGCCCAAGGGCCAAGAUGAGUCUCAGCCAGUUGGCCAGCGCGCGGGGCAGCGAAGCGGGGGACUCUGCCAGUAUUCGCAGUUCGAUCCCGAAUACUGAGAAUGGGGAUGUUGAAGCUCUCUUCACAGACUUUGUUGCUACAGCACCCGGGGGCCAGCUACAAGAUGCAGCAGGUCUGCUCAAUUACCCCGAAUUUGCGGCCGAUGAUAUAGACGAUACCGGAAUUUUGAGCGAAUUCGAAUCGGUUGGCGAGCUGAAUGAAGAAGGUGACAAUGAAGAGCUGCUUCUUCAACGGUGGAAGGCGAAGCGCAAACACUAUAUAAUCCUCUCCGCUGCUGGCAAGCCAAUUUGGACAAGACAUGGAGACAGUGGUCUCAUUUCCGGCUAUGUCGGAGUCAUUCAGACAAUCAUAUCCUUCUAUGAGGAGGCAGGCGACCAUCUCCGAGGUUUCUCUGCAGGCGACACUCGGUUCGUUGUCUUGACCCGAGGAUCUUUACACCUUGUCGCAAUCAGUCGCAUGAUGGAAAGCGACAAUCAACUUAAACUUCAGCUAGAGGCAUUGUACAUGCAGAUUUUAUCUACAUUGACACUACCUUCGCUCACCCAUCUCUUCUCGGUUCGGCCGUCUACCGACCUUAAACGCCCUCUGCAAGGUUCUGAGUCUCUUCUGUCUUCCUUGGCAGAUAGUUUUACACGAGGAUCUCCAUCUACAUUAUUAUCUGCUUUGGAAUGUCUCAAGAUCCGCAAACAACAUCGUCAAACCAUCAGCAACGCGCUUCUAAAAACAAAGGCUAGUAGUCUUCUAUAUGGCUUAGUGGUGGCUGGUGGUCGACUCGUCAGUGUUGUUCGCCCAAAGAAGCACUCCCUACAUCCAGGUGAUUUGCAAUUAUUAUUUAACAUGAUAUUUGAGGCCGACGGCGUCAAAGCCGGAGGCGGAGAGAGCUGGAUUCCCGUCUGUCUUCCUGGCUUCAACAGCAGCGGCUAUCUUUACAUGUACGUCAGCUUCCUUGAUAUACGCGACGACAUCGAGAACAGCGCAGAAAUCACCAAGGACGAGUCUGUAGCCAUCAUUCUUAUCAGUCCCGACAAAGAAGCUUUCUUUGAAAUGCAAGGAAUGCGCGAUGCUCUUGUUGAGCAAAUGGAGAACAAUGGUAGUCUCAAGGAGAUCAAGACAGCAAUUGACAACGGCCGACCCGCUACUACGGAUAUAGAUUCUGCGACUGUCCUCCAUCAUUUCUUAUACAAGUCUCGUGCCAACGUACAAUUCACAAUGUCAUCUUACUCGCCUGAAUUCUCAUCAUUAACUAGACGGCGACGACUGAUGUCAAUGUACAACAACCUACACGCGAGCAUUCACACCAAAAACACCCACGUUAAAGUUCACCACUGCGUUUCGCGAUCUAUGAGCUCUUUUGGUUGGGUGACUGCGGUUUUUGAAUUCUACUGCAUUGCCGAACCAAAUACGAAUCGAAAUUCACUCGCUCAGAGCGCCAGUAAGGUUGCUCAGUGGGUGCAGCGUGAGGAGGAGAGGCUCUUUAUUAUUGGCGGUGCGGUCUUCUGA
Molecule: messenger RNA, 1872 nt
Organism: Penicillium nucicola
Lineage: Eukaryota; Fungi; Ascomycota; Eurotiomycetes; Eurotiales; Aspergillaceae
Product: guanine nucleotide exchange factor MON1
Exons: 5
Coding region: 1-1872 (623 amino acids)
Biological process (GO): vesicle-mediated transport; protein targeting to vacuole
Cellular component (GO): Mon1-Ccz1 complex; fungal-type vacuole membrane
Source: RefSeq, a predicted model, not a curated record